Molecule: messenger RNA, 3170 nt
Organism: Ectocarpus sp. CCAP 1310/34
Lineage: Eukaryota; Phaeophyceae; Ectocarpales; Ectocarpaceae
Source: the annotation of a GenBank genome assembly
UGCUGCUGGCCUUGCCUCACCACCGCCAUAACGGCAGGACGUGCAAGGCGUCGCGAGGCUCAUUUCUGAGAGCUAAACUCAUGGAGCUUCAGUCGAAUGGUACGGUAGCAGCUGUUGCAUACGUGAAUGGUGGGGCUAAGAUGGACAGCGACGCUCGCGACGCCAUUCAGGAGCAGGCAGAUGCUGCGCCUGUUGCGGUGCGUGGGUCAGACGCACUCUUGGAGAAACGGCGAGCAGACAAAAUUCUGAUUGCGCGCAUGCUGGAUAUGGACGAGCCUUUCAUGACGGAGAAGAUGAUCCAGUUCUUGUCAGUUGAUGGAGCCUGCGAGUUGUACGUUACUUUCAUUUCACAAAUCGGCGAGGAGGACGAGGUACGGAAUAGCCCGCGUGAAGGCUGCGAGGGAUUGUUGUGCAAGCGACCGGAGCCUGGAGAUGAGGUUACUGAGGAGCUGAAGCGGUCGUUCCGGGCUACAAUGCUGCUGGCAAACAGUGAACCUUCAGAUAGUCACAGGACAUUCUUGGCAAAGAAGGCACGAGAAUUAACAGCUGCUGUUCUGAAGGUCUUUUGGCCGAGUGCAAAAGGGAGCUUGCACCACGCAUGUUGCGUGCUGGAUUACCUGCUGAGGUCGUAUGCAGACGAGGUCUUCGAGACAUUGGGACGAUCUCGUGAAUCGCUGGAACGACAUCUAGGACCCAUGCUUCGAUGGGCAGAGUACUCGCCUGUUUCUGAAACAAUGGUCAAACUACUCACCUUUCCGUCGGUGGGAGGCGCGGUGACAGGCGCUGCUACCUACCAGACAUCGGCACCAAGCAAGUGGCGGUUGUAUUCUGGUCUUGCAGACUGGCGGUUUCUUCUGCGGGUUGCGGAGAACAUCUUCGAUCGAGAGUGUUCCGAUUCGUACGCCUCGGCGUGUGCGGACCUUCUCCUCGAGGUGGUGGAUCGACUGUCGUCCGACGACAAUGGGGAGUUGCUGCUUCAACCCAUUGGGUACUGCAAGGAAUUGGUUGACGGGCUGGCAGCCAUGGCGGUUGACCAAGGUCUUCCACUAGAGCGGCGGACAGAUAGCGCACGGACUCUGCUGGGAAUAACGCAAAAGGCAGCCGACGCGAAUAUCGUAUUGGUCAACGCACGCACGUCAAUGUAUGACUCGCAACCAAAAACUACUGUGGUUCCAAAUCGACUGAGCUCUGUGCGAGAGCUACUUCAUGAGCAACUACGAACCUGGUUGCCGAAGUUAUGCGUCGCAGUCUCCAACUGCGAUGACAAGGGUCCAGGCAGGCAAGCGGAAGAGACUUCGGAAGCAGUGGCACAUCCAGGGUAUGAAGUGAAGCGUCCGUUCACGAUGCUUCGUUAUGUCCUUGUCGGUAUUGUAUAUGAGAUCGUCAAUCGAGAUCCUCAGCAGCUGGAUGCCCUGCCAGUGGAGCUGUGGAAGGUGUUGUGCAGCUGGUUCUUCCGAUAUCCCCAUAACAACCUGUACCACAGCAUCUUCUACAAGCUUGUUUUCAAGGUGUUGAGAUGCAACAACAUUGGCGCAUUACGGAUGGUGGUAUCGAAGGGGCGACUGGUGGCGCAGCUCGUGGACUCUCACGUAGACGGCGAUAAGAGUGCUGGUAACAGGGGUUAUGUGCUGCAGCUCUGCAACGCCAUUCGCCUCCAGGCAGAUACAAUGCCCCCGACAGAGUUCCUUCGGAACUACCUCAACUCCCAUGAGCAGUGGCGCAAUUUCUUGGGAAGUCUCCGGGAGGCUACGCUUGAGCAGCAAAGGCCUGGAUUGGGCUUUGAGGUGCCCGUGGUGCCUCGGUAUUACGCAAACGGGCCGGAGACUCUGGGACAACAGCCGCUCCCAGAGGACGUAGGAAUCGACCAUGGAUCCGCCUACGCUAGAGCGCUCGGCUUUGAAGACGACAUGGUGUGGUUACCUGAUGAGCCCGUAGGAACUCGCAAAAAGAAGAAGAAAAAGAAAAAGAAAAAGAAGACGGGUGGGGCUGCGGGCAAGGCACGACCAGCGGACGACGAGAGGGAAGACGGAGAAGAUGACGGCGAUUUUUGUGACGCCAAUGACGCAUCAGAUGUCAAGGGUUUGUAAAUUUAUGCUUUCCCCACAAGCAGGAGCUGGCAGUUGGAUUAUUUUCUUCCCGAGGCGUUAAGUCCGAGCAAAAUUGCACUGUAGGUGUUUUUACGCGCCCGAUAUGCUCCCCGAGCUAUCCAUUGCGCUGUCUCUGCAGGGCAACCUGAAGAAUAGAUCUAGAGUAAAAAAUCCACCAUCGUUCCGCACAGGAAAAUCUGGUCACACUUGUCUUCCGCUUGCGCGAAGACUCUCUCUUUGCCAGCCUCAUGCACUUCGACGUGCUGCAGGGUCAUAGAGUGCAAGUUUUGUAAAGCGUGAUGGAGCUAGGAGUCUGGGCGCUGCGAUAUGCGACGAGCCAAGAGACAACCCCACAGGCUGCAUAUGAAGAAACCCUCGCUCGUGUGUCUUCAUCACCCCUUUGCGGGCGUGUUGUCGAAUUGUCUCAAUGUCGUCCCUCGGCGGAAUGAAUGAUGCUGCAGAUGGUCCUUUUUGCAAGGUGGACACACGUGAGAUGCGGCUGUGGUCGAACCACCGGGAUUUUUUCUUGUGAGAUGACUUGCAGCUUAAAUGACGUUUUUUGUGCAAGGUGCGUCCUUGACGUGGUAUACCGCCCCCCUUCACUUCAUUUGACAUAUAGAGUUCCACGCGAUGAUUUUUCGGUUGGAUCGAACUGUCCUUUGCCAGUCUAUAUUAGUGGGGCCUGCUUGGAGGAUACACACACGCCCGAGCGUGCUUUAAACAUGAAAACGCCCCUGGUGUAUUUGGUGAGUGGAUGAACAUCACACGAUGACCCGAUCCCACACCCAAGAAAAUAGACAGGGGUACAGAGGCAAGUUACCUAAUCAUCGUUUACUUCGGUGGUGCUUUUGGUCCGCCAGCGCAGCAAUUGAAUGAUGACAAGUUCUUGCGCAUUGCAAGCUCAGACUAUCUGAAGUUCGGGCUUGGCAGCAGUACGAGCUCAAGAAGUGAAACGUUUUGUCCAAUACGAGUGAUGUGGAGCAUCCUGUAUAGUGGAAUACACUGCCUACAGGCGGAGUAGAGUUGAGGCGGGUAUUAAAGGCCACGUAAGCCACCCCCUGUGCUAAGAGCUCGUUCUUGAGC